CAUUGUUUCGAACAGUUGCCAUGAUGGUUCCGGAUUAUUCUUUGAUUGGAGAAAUUUCACUUUAUUCCAUGGGAUUUUUGGACUCUCGAAGUCUUGCCCAGAAGAUCGUCGCCACGUACCGUUUGUGCUCAGAGCAGCUCUCAUCUCAGCACCACUACGAUUAUGGCAUGCGUGCUGUUAAAUCUGUGCUGACAGCAGCAGGAAACUUAAAGCUCAAGUACCCAGCUGAGAAUGAGAGCGUGCUGCUGCUGCGCGCUUUGAUGGAUGUGAACCUCGCCAAAUUCCUGGCACAGGAUGUGCCCUUGUUUCAGAGUAUCAUAUCUGACCUGUUCCCAGGAGUGGUUCUUCCCUCACCUGACUACGAGCUCUUUGCCCAGGCAGUGACUGCAAAUAUCAGGAAAAUGGAUCUUCAGCCGGUUCCGUGGUUCAUUGGGAAAAUUAUUCAGGUUCUUCUCACACUUAUUUCUUGGGGAGAUGCCAGAGCAAAUGAUUGAGAAAUGUUCUUCAUCCCUUCUCUGACAGU
Molecule: messenger RNA, 523 nt
Organism: Meleagris gallopavo (turkey)
Lineage: Eukaryota; Metazoa; Chordata; Aves; Galliformes; Phasianidae
Source: RefSeq, a predicted model, not a curated record